Molecule: messenger RNA, 546 nt
Organism: Cryptomeria japonica (Japanese cedar)
Lineage: Eukaryota; Viridiplantae; Streptophyta; Pinopsida; Cupressales; Cupressaceae
Exons: 1
Coding region: 16-465 (149 amino acids)
Source: RefSeq, a predicted model, not a curated record
AAUCCUGAUUAAAGAAUGGAUUUAAGAAGUAUUUUGAAACCCAUCAGUGGCAUUCAAUGCCAUAGAUAUGGACCAAUGUCUUCACAUAGGUUUCAUGUUCCAGUCUCAUCUCUCCGUUUUGGGGAUAUUGAAAGGCCAAACAGAUCGAGUUGGUUUGCCUUCCAUGAUCUUACUAGUUAUCGUUCGUUGCAGUACUCAUCUGAGAUUGAAUCCCGAAUUGGGAAACCUCGGAAGGUGCAUAGAAACUUUGCCUUUAAUGUGAAAAAAGAUAUUUGGGGGAAUUCUUCCAAGGGAAAAGAUGACAUAGUCGUACAAGGUGAGGCGAUCUUGCAGAAGGCCUCUCUUCUUGAAUUGACAAACUACUCUGCAACUUUUGCUGACGAGGCAUCGGAUAUCCUUGGGAAAAAGGUGUCCCUCCAGCUAGUUAGCAGCAAUCAGAUUGCCCCAGGAAAUCAAAUUCAUUAAAAUACCUGUUUUUUUUUCUUAUAUCAGAUUUUUCCUAAUCUACCAUCUUAAGAAUAUUAAUGAAAAGAUCUACAGUUUGUU